GUGAGUUGCUCCCACUGCAUUUCUGCCACUGAAUCCCGCCUUCCCACAAUUCGCACAUUUCCGGUAGGCGAAAAGUCAGACGUCCUCCCACCAAAGUACUCUGCGCCCGGUUUAAACGACGACGACGACGACCACCCCGAUCCCGAAACUGCACCGGAAAUCGCCCAGAUAGACACCCAGUCGACCGUAUUUUCAAAGGACAAACAACCGAACAGGACCGCAACCAUGGCGGACACUUUCAAGGAGUCGCCGAUCAAGUCGGUGCAGGUGGAAGCACUGGUGGUGAUGAAGAUAGCCAAGCACUGCUCUUCGUCGUUCCCGACCAUCGCGACCGGAUCGAUCGUUGGCAUGGACAAUGACACCCUCGUGGAGGUCACCAACUCGCUCAACUUCCCCACCGUUGACGUCGCCAACGUCGACAGCCACCAGAGCGAGCGCGAUGCCUCAGCACAGGCCGCUGCCGCCCCCAGGUCCAAGGCGAACCUGAUGUACCAGGCUGAGAUGAUCAAGCACUUGCGCGAGGUCAACGUUGACGCCAACUGCGUGGGCUGGUACACAAGCGCAACCAUGGGCAACUUUGUCACAAUGAGCUUCAUCGAGAACCAGGCACACUACCAACGCGAAAACCCCAAGGCCAUCGCUCUUGUCCACGACGUGAGCAGGAGUUCACAGGCAUCUCUGUCCCUGCGCGCCUUCAGACUCUCUACUGCCUUUAUGACGGCCCUCAAGGAGAACAAGUUUACCACCGAAAACCUCCAGAAGACUAAACUCACAUACAAGGACAUUCUCAUUGAGAUGCCCGUUGUCAUUCACAACUCGCACCUCCUCACCACCUACCUACACCAGAUUCCGUCAGCCCCUGCUGCCGGGUCGGAAACCACCAUUCCUACAUCUCUGGCAGCACUCCAGCGGGAGCCGGUCAACAUUCCCCCAUACCCUUCGAUCGACUCUCUGGAGUUGUCGAUUGACCCCUUCCUGGAGAAGACUUGCGAUCUCCUGCUCGACAGCAUAGAGGCGCACUACACGGACCUGAACAACCACCAGUACUACCAACGCCAGAUGACCCGGGAGCAGGCCAAGAUUACAGCGUGGCAAGCUAAGCGCAAGGCUGAGAAUGCCGCGCGAGCUGCGGCGAAGCAGGAGCCGCUGCCAGAUGAUGAGUGGAAGAGGCUGUUCAAGCUGCCUCAGGAGCCCAGCAGGCUCGAGGGCAUGCUGAACGCCAGGCAAGUUGAGCAGUACAGCAAACAGGUUGACGGAUUCACGGCCAACGUCAGUGCAAAGAUGUUUGCAGUUCGGGGGAGCCUUUUGACCGAGUAAAAAAAAACUCGCUAGGGAAAUGAUGUGAAAAAAGACUUAUCUAUCACGGCCUCGGACGACAGCCGUGCUUCUUCUAAUGGAUGUGCAUAUUGUAUGGCGUUCAAGGGUUUAUUAAGGGAUUCUUCGUUGGUCAGGAUGUGAACGGGACGGGGAACGCCGGAUAGAAAGCGUGGCUGGUUUCGCGGCGUGCGAUUGGUUUGUUUCUCGUGCUUUUAGAGAAUCAAAGAGAGGGGCGGAAAACCCAUGAAUCGAGCAAGCCGUGGGUUUGAGUUCAAGGCAAUCCAAAAGCCAGCCAAGCACGCCCACCUGUAGUCCUACCUGGCGAUGCUGCGACCGGCCGGAGCAUGGUUUUUCCCCUGCGGCACAGCGCAAAUUCUUUACGAGUCUGAAGGCAUCACAGGCGGAAUUCAACGCCGAGUCCCCAGUGGAGUGGCGCAAACAUCAAGUUCGGAUUCGGUGGUUUCGGGCUUCUCUUAACAUCUGGUCUUUCUACCGGGGCACGGACUGGGUUGUGCGGGUUACUACUUGUUCUAGAUCGGAUUUUUAUCAUUCUAGAUCAGUACCUCUGGCCAAGUUUGGCAUGGUUGGCUGUGGCAUCUAGGUUUUCAUAAAUAUAAACACAUUCAGAACUCCGAAUAAA
Messenger RNA from Pyricularia oryzae 70-15, 1957 nucleotides. RefSeq names its product eukaryotic translation initiation factor 3 subunit H. Gene Ontology annotation, cellular component: eukaryotic 43S preinitiation complex; cytosol; eukaryotic translation initiation factor 3 complex. Lineage: Eukaryota; Fungi; Ascomycota; Sordariomycetes; Magnaporthales; Pyriculariaceae. The transcript has 3 exons. Bases 226 to 1317 code for a protein of 363 amino acids. The record is from RefSeq and is a predicted model, not a curated record. Gene Ontology annotation, molecular function: protein binding; metallopeptidase activity; translation initiation factor activity.